Messenger RNA from Eurypyga helias (sunbittern), 671 nucleotides. It is a transcript of the gene SNX27, whose product is annotated as sorting nexin family member 27. Gene Ontology annotation, biological process: signal transduction; intracellular protein transport. Lineage: Eukaryota; Metazoa; Chordata; Aves; Eurypygiformes; Eurypygidae. The transcript has 5 exons. Gene Ontology annotation, cellular component: early endosome. Gene Ontology annotation, molecular function: phosphatidylinositol binding. The record is from RefSeq and is a predicted model, not a curated record. The annotation marks the transcript as partial.
UGGCCGCGAAGGUCGGGAUGGACAGCGUUACGGCCAACUACUUCGCCCUGUUCGAGGUGAUCAAUCACUCCUUUGUGCGCAAACUGGCCCCCAACGAAUUCCCCCACAAACUCUACGUGCAGAACUACACCUCGGCGGUGCCGGGGACGUGCCUGACCAUCCGGAAAUGGCUCUUCACUACGGAGGAGGAGGUUCUCCUCAACGACAACGACCUGGCAGUCACCUACUUCUUCCAUCAGGCUGUUGAUGAUGUCAAAAAAGGCUACAUCAAAGCAGAGGAGAAGUCCUACCAGUUACAGAAGCUGUGUGAGCAGAGGAAGAUGGUCAUGUAUUUAAACAUGUUGCGGACGUGCGAGGGCUACAACGAGAUCAUCUUCCCCCACUGCUCCUGCGACUCUCGGCGCAAGGGACACGUCAUCACCGCCAUCAGCAUCAAGCACUUUAAGCUCCACGCCUGCACCGAGGAGGGUCAGCUGGAGGGCCAGUGGCCACCAGGAGGAGCCCGCAGCGCCGGGAACUCGGGGGAGCUGGGGCUGGGGAGCCAGGGUGGCCAUCGGGGUGGCAUCAGGCCUGCUGCUGCUCUGAGGGGGUCCCUCGCUUUCUCCCCACAGUUCAACUACAUGCACGAGUGCUUCGAACGGGUUUUCUGCGAGCUCAAGUGGAGGAAGGAG